Messenger RNA from Vicia faba (fava bean), 1017 nucleotides. The record is from the annotation of a GenBank genome assembly. NCBI's taxonomy places the organism in Eukaryota, Viridiplantae, Streptophyta, Magnoliopsida, Fabales, Fabaceae.
AUGGCUGAUAAUAAACUUAGACUCUGUGUAUUGAUAUGUCUUAUCAGCAUAAUCUCAUCAUCAAGUUUAAUUCCUUCAGCAACUACUUAUGUGUCUUCAAACAUACCUGAUCCUUUUGGUAAGUUGAGUUCCUCUUUUUAUGAAACAAGGUGUCCUGGUGCUCUUCAAAUCAUUAAGGCAGCAAUAACCAGCGCGGUAGAGAAUGAUCGGCGAUUGGGUGCAUCUUUGCUCCGUCUACAUUUUCAUGACUGCUUUGUUCAAGGAUGUGAUGCAUCAGUAUUGUUAAAGGACACACCAGAUUUCAAGGGAGAACAAAAUGCCCGUCCCAAUGCCAAUUCUCUAAGAGGUUACGAAAUCGUAGAAGCUGUAAAAGCUUUAUUGGAGAUACGGUGCCCUCAGGUUGUUUCAUGUGCAGACAUCUUAGCUGUUGCAGCCAGAGAUUCAGUUGUUGCUCUUGGUGGACCUUUUUGGCUAGUUCCUCUUGGAAGAAGAGACUCAAAAACUGCAAAUUUGAAUGCUGCUAAUUCAGAUUUACCAUCUCCAUUUCUUGAUCUUAAGGGGCUUAUUGAUGCUUUCUACAAAAAGGGUUUCUCAGCUGAAGAAAUGGUUGCUUUAUCAGGUGCUCACACAAUAGGCAAAUCAAAAUGCGCAGUCUACCGAUCAAGGAUAUACAACGAAAGCAAUAUUGAUUCUGAUUACAAAAUAUCAUUGCAGGCAACUUGUCCAAACAUUGGUAAUGAUAACUACUUAUCUCCUUUGGACACCACAACUCCAGACACCUUUGACAAUGGUUUUUACAAAGCCUUAUUGUACAAUAAGGGUCUUUUGCAUUCUGAUCAACAACUAUAUAAUGGUGGUUAUGGUUCCACUGAUAAACAAGUUUCAGAUUAUGCCAACAAUGUAGCACUCCUGGGCUUGGAUUUCGCUAACGCGAUGAUUAAGAUGGGAAAUCUCAGCCCUCUAACUGGCAACCAGGGUGAGAUCAGAAAAUAUUGCUCGAAUGUGAAUAAAGUUUGA